Ostrea edulis (European flat oyster) is the source of this 6507-nucleotide messenger RNA. RefSeq names its product protein FAM161A-like. The transcript is spliced from 5 exons. Bases 99 to 2378 code for a protein of 759 amino acids. The record is from RefSeq and is a predicted model, not a curated record. Gene Ontology annotation, cellular component: cilium. Gene Ontology annotation, biological process: cilium organization. Lineage: Eukaryota; Metazoa; Mollusca; Bivalvia; Ostreida; Ostreidae.
AAUUCAGAUUAUAUUUGUAAAUUAAUUGAUUAGAAUAGAAACUUCAUAUGUAAAUCUAGUACAGUGUAACAUAAUCAAUUUUCAAAUAAAAUUGACCAAUGAGAAUGCGGCUUUGUCACUUUCUGCUGCACACAUGGCAUAGUUUGUGGAACAUGGCAACAACCCACGGUUUGACAGUUUUGGCACAUUCAUGCAUCAAACCCCCAAGAAAUCCAAAAACUGGACUCUCUUCAACGUUGCAUGAGAGAGCAAGCGCAUAUCACACAUUCAUCCUGCAAAACCCAGACAGAGAUAUUAAAGUAACCAGCAUUGAUCAAGAGGACCACGAAGAACUCGGUAGGUCUGUUCCUGUUUACACUAACCCCGCGAUAGAUGAUAUUUCCUCUCAGCUUCAGGAUCUCGAUGACAAUGAGUUUUAUCAGAAACUUUUGCAACUAAAAAAUGAGCACAAAAAGACCCUCUAUUUAUGUGAACAGCUGUACAAGAAAAAGGUGGGAGAUGAACCCCAACCCAAUGGGGUUCUGCUUGAUAAUGUGCCAACAUCGUCAUAUAUCCAUUUAAAUGACAGACGGGAAGAUGAUAGACCAGAGGAUAAGUAUGUUCAAAGGGAUGUAUAUCAUACUGCAACCAGCGCCAGUAAACCACCAACUGGGCGUCAGCAAUUUCAAAUUUCACCUUCAGCAAAAAAAUCAGGCUUUAGUACUAUGCCCCUACCUCGACCAAGCUCAGCACCAGUCUAUAGAAGGAGGGGUUCAUUAACAAAGAGCUUAGAAGAAGAAGUCUGGGCCAAAAUUGCCUCAGAGAGAGGUAUACAACGUGAAAGCGUUGACUCAGAUACAGAAUUAAACACUGAAAGACUAUUGAAAACGUCUGAUGAUUUAUUGAGAAAUUCAGAUGAUGCAGAAUUAGAAGCAGCAAUAACACGCAUUGGGGACAUGUGGGAAAAUUUUUCAGUUGAGGACUAUGCUCCUAGGCAUUUAAGGGAACGGCCAUCAUCAGCGUCCAUUACAAAAAAAGAAAAGAAAGAAAAAGAAUGGAGACAUCGAAUAACCAUUCCCAAGCCUUUCAAGAUGACCUUAAGAGAAUACAGCAAAGAGAAAACUAAAAGCAGAAUCCAGUUAGAGCAUGAGCAAAAACUCAUGGAGGAGAAACUAGAAGAAGAACUUGAGUGUCAGAAAAAGUUCAAAGCACAGCCUGUGCCAGCUCAUGUCUAUCUUCCUCUUUAUGAUGAAAUCAAUGAGAAGAAUGAGGCACGGAAAAGAUAUAUAAAGCAGUACAGCCAGGAUUUACUCAAGUCCCAAGAAAAGCCAUUUAAAUUUCUCACAAGAGAAAGAGAAAAAGAAAAGCAUACUCGAACCUACUCUGCUCCUGUGGAGAGAGAGGAUGAUCUUACAUUCAAAGCCAGGCCUGUUCCAGGAUAUUUGUAUGACUCUUCCAUUGACGAUCAGUUGAAAGAGGAGGAGGAGUAUCGCAAAAUAAGAAUUAAGUUAAGAGCUGAAGAAUUAUAUCACAAGUCCAAAAUGCCAGAGAACAUGGAAAUGAGACAAAAAAUCAAAGAAGUGAAAUCCAAAGAGAAAAAAAUAAAAAGUAAGAGGAAAAGUGCCUCUGCGAAUAAAGUGAAGCAUGAGGUACCUGAUUAUGAGGAGCUGUACAGGCAUUUUCAAAAAGAGUUGUUGAGAAGAAAGCAGGAGAGAGAGGGAACUGUGGUGAAACCUUUCAAACUAAGCACAGCAAGUACAUCAAAAAGGGAGAGAAUCUUGGAUGAUAUGAAAAGAGAUGAAGAAAUAUUGAAAGAAAACAGGUGGCCGUAUAUGACACCUAGAUCAACACCCAGAAAAGGCCUUGGUUUCUUGUCUAAUUCUCUAGACUCGCUACCUGCCCGCUCUACAAAAGCUACAGAUUUGAGAAAUGAGACCACAAAGUGUAAGACUGGUAUCUUAAAAGACAAGGACCAGCUGGAAAUAGAACAAGACAGAAAGAGAAGAAUUAAUGAGAUGAAACUUCGGAGAAGCAUACAGGAACGCACGGGAGCAGACAUGCAGCCAUCUCUGGAGGAAACUACACUCAGAAAGCUGAGAUCUUGCAGGGAGGCUGAAAGAGAUAGAAUAGAACAAUAUGAGAAAGAGCUUGCAGAUAUGAAAGAGAGAGUGGAUAGACGACCUCUUUUAGUGGAGAGACAAUCACAGGUAAAUGCUAAGAAUGCAGUGAACAAGAAAUAUUCAGCAACAUUGAAGAGUGUGGGGCUGGACGAGGACUUUGUGCAGACUCGUAGCUCCCUGGCAGGAAGUGUCAGAGAUGAUUCAGCAGACGAUUACGAUGAUGAUUUCGAUGCCACCUACAGCAAAAGCAAGGACGAGAGCCUUGAGGCUGAAUCAUAGUUACUCUUUCCUUGCUAGAUUUCUCCUCACAAGUCAGCAAACCUUUCCCCCUUCAUUGCAAUGGUUGUCUAGAUUGGUAGUCAGUUUCUCAUACAUUCUCAAUAUAUAAUUUUCAGGAAAAAAUGCAUUUGGUCCAGAAUUUUGUGAAAUUUUAAACUGUAUUACAAGUUGUACCAUCAUCCUUUACUUGAAAGUACAUGUACAUAUGUAUGUGAAAUAAUGACAAAAGUGAAGUUUUAAGUGAUUUUGUGAAUUCGAUGCAUUAUAAGUUUGUUGUUGGCUUAUUUGAAUUAGAGUGUGUACUAAUAUAUCAAGAAAAGACAGACAUGAAAAUGUGUAUAUUUAAUAGUCAAACAUCGUUAUCUCAAACCCAAGAAAAAACAUUCAGAUAUCCAAGGAUUCUAGAUAACGAGGGUUAAAUACUAAAGAAUAAGUGAUUGAGACUUCCAAAUCACUUCCACAUAUCAUAUCAGUGUUUGAAAUACCGAUGUUCAACUGUAUAUCAAUUCUUAAAUUCUCAUAAAAGGAAAUAGUUAAAGAUUAAUUAUUGUAGUUUAGGGAAAUGAAUAUUAUUGUGCAUUUAUUAAGAAAAAUAGUGAUGCUAGAAUCAAAGAAAUACAUGUAUUAGUAGACAGUUAUCAAAGAGGUUUUUUUAUUAUUAAGAAUUUUCAUGUUACUCGACAUCAUUAGGAAGAUAAAAUAAAAGCUGAAAAUCCCUUCAUAACAUUUGUCCAACACUAGAUAAUAUGAGCUGUUUUUCAUGCUUAUACAUGUAAUUGUUAUCUGUACGUAGUCAUCAACGCUCACAGACAAUGUGAAAAGGAAAUAGGGAAAUGGAUUUGACAUGACAGGAUAUCGAUCUUUUAUGGUAUUCUGUGUGAUAGUUGGGUGUCAUGGCCUCUGCCAGUGGCUCACAGUAUUCUAAUUACUGGUAAAAAUUAAUUACUAUAUACAAUAGAUGACAGUAUAUAGACUUAAAUUUGAUUCUGUGUAUAGCCCAUGCAAGUAUUUUAUGAUCUAAUCAUUACAUGUAUUAAUUGAAUGUGAAAAAGGGGCCCAACAUUAAUCAUUCAGAUUCCAAGAGUCAUUUGCUCUCCAGAAAAUGUAGUGUUGUUAUUUUUAUUGGGUUAUAUCCCAGCUGUUGGUUUUCUGGAUAUUUACAUUUUUCAAUUGUUAUUUUUUAAAGACAUAUAUUUAUAUGAAAUUGUUAUACUGAAUUCCUGGUUAUAUAACUAAACAUUUAUUCCCCAACAAAGCAAAUUCAUUUUGUUAGAUGUGCAUGGAAAUGAGGUUCAUUAUAACUAGGUUAUACUUUUAUUUACAUAAAUGUAAGUUUCCGUUCUCAUUCCUUAAGACAUGUAGUUUUCAUAUAAAUGAUCUUGGGCAUGCAAGUCUGAAGUAUUUAAAUGCAUGAUCUCUAUCAUUUUAAUGUUUGAGAUCACAAAGAAACCUAUAUGUCGUUAAUGUUUGAGAUUUUUUGUACAUUUUAAACACCAUUCACACAAAAUCCAUAAUUUAAGCUUGCACACCCAUGACAUUCAAUGAAAUAUUAUCCCAUUACUACAGUGUGAUAUAUCAUGCAUAGAGUAGUGUAUUAUUGAAGGAAAUGUUUUAUUUAUUUCAUUAUACUAAAAAUAUAGAAACUGGCAAUUAUUGGUAGUUGUAUAAUAAAAUGUGAAACUUUAGAAUUUUGACUUAGAAUUUCUUUGAACUGCAGUUUAUUUAUAUAUAUAUAUAUAUAUAUAUGUGUGUGUGUGUGUGUGUGCAUUUCUCAACAGUGAAUGAGUUACUGAGCGGUAGUUUACUGUGAACAUGUUCUUACACAUUCAUAAGAUCAGGAAUUUGAUACUCUUAGACCUUUAGUCAGUUGUAUUUUCAUAUACAUGUAUACAUACUCAGGUGACUUAUUGUAAUAUCUGUUUUCGUCUGUCACCCAUCAGUUGUAAACUAAAUUUUUUCUCGAUUUUUCUCUGGAAUCACUGAACCAAUUUUUGUAUAGAACAAAUGGAACAAAAAUUGUGAUUUUCAUGAUUUCUUCCUUCCUGAGGAAUGUGGUUGAAACCAUCAAAAUUAAUGUAAUCUUCAAAAAUCUGUACUCUUGGAUGUCAGUUAAGUACUCAAACUGUAGGCACGAUCAUAAUGAACCCUGUAACAAAAUUGUGAAGUUCUUGACCUCUGGGUUCAGGGUUCAUGCCCCAGGGUGGAGCUAAGUUCAGGUCAUACAUCAAAAAUUCAUUUCAGUAAUUAAAACAUUCUUAUAAUGAAUUUACGCUUAUUGCAAAGUGAUGGGUUUAUUGCUUGUUUUAUGUCCCAUCAAGAAUUUUUCACUCAUAUUGAGACAUCGAUCCUGCUAAUUUAGUCCUAUGCUUAGAGCUCAUUGAGGGUUCUUUAAUGUGCCAAUGCCUGCUGCAUCAUGGGACCUUAUUUUUAUAGGUCAUAUUCAAAAGACCCAUGAUUCUCACUUCUAAACGCCAAGCAUUUGGUGAAGGAGCAAUCACUACCUAUGUUUAUGUCUUAGGUUUGACGUGACCAUGGACAAUCAGACAAACCCAAUUCAAUGUUCCCUGCUUUUGUUGAGGGAAGAGCAAUUAAAUGAUAUACCAUUGUGUCAUUUACUGAAUAUUUGUAGAUGAAGUGAUGAUUUAUGAUGAAUUUCUGUACAACAGAGUUUAGUACCUACAACAGAGCAUAGUCCGAUAAUAAAGACCAUACAACAGUGUAAACCUAACAACAGAAUGUACAAACUUAUAUUACCAUGUGGUCCCUUAAACAGAGUACAUUUCUACAAGAGAGGAUUCUUACAACUGAACUAUUCCCUACAAUAUAGUCCAACAACAGUACAGUCAUCUUAGCAGGGCUCAAACUCACGACCUCCAGGUUACGAAGGAAUGCUCUACAACUGAACUAUUCCCUACAAUAUAGUCCAACAACAGUACAGUCAUCUUAGCAGGGCUCAAACUCACGACCUCCAGGUUACGAAGGAAUGCUCUACAACUGAACUAUUCCCUACAAUAUAGUCCAACAACAGUACAGUCAUCUUAGCAGGGCUCAAACUCACAACCUCCAGGUUACGAAGGAAUGCUCUACAACUACUAUGACCAGUCACUAUGAUAGGAAUUUAUAAUAUAAUGAAAAUUUAUUGGAUAUAACAGUUUGGUUAUAACAAACUGUUUUCGCUGGCCGUGAAAUUUCACUAUAACUGUGUUUCACUGUAUAUUUUCUUUACUAAUUAUGAUCAUCAAGGAAACAAAAUGUUUACAUGAUUAUAAAGAGCAUUGAUAAUUGAACCUGGCCUCUAUCAAAACUGUGAAAUUCAUGAUCCCUGGGUUCAAACCACAGAUUGGGGCUAAUAAUUAAGUCAAUUAUAUAUUGAAAAUGCAUCAAAUUUAAGAAAAUCUUUACUUUUGGAUAUGAAGGAGGUAAAAUGUUUGCAUGAUUAUAACAGAUAUUUAUCCCUCUACCAAAACUGAAAUCCAUGACCCCAGAGUUCAGGUACAGUAAAAGAGCAAGUACAUAAGUUAUUAAGAUUAAUUACUAUAUGUACUUGAUUAUUAGUCCCCAACAAGUGAAACUGAAUAGGACAACAGGUUUACUCUUUGUAUGUCCCUCUGUCUCACUUGGUUUUCCGCACUUUAUUUAAUCCCCAACUAGUGAAACCGAAAGGGACUAAGGGUUUCCCCUUCAGCUGUCUGUCAGUCUGUCCCACUGGGUUUUCAGCACCUUUUAGCUCACCAAACUUGGCACAAAGCAUCCUUAGAUGUAAAAGAUUCUUCAAGUUUGUUCAAACUAGAACUGUCCUAAUGGGACUAAUACCCCCUGCGGGGCAUAUAAGAUGAUGGGAAAUAUUUAAUGCAAGCACAUUGGAUAUUUUCACAUUAUCUACAGGGCAAUCAAUGUGAAUGCAGAAGUGUAUAUUCUACAGUACAGCAGUACAUGAAAUAUUAAAAAUAUGCUUAAUAUAAACAAUGAAUACUAUUAAUUUGGCAUAUUUUAGGCUGUAUGAUAUUGCAAAUCCCUGGUCAACUCUUCUAGUCUUUAGUUUAUAUUCACUUUGUUAAAGAUCAUUAUGUUAUGCCAACUUUACUUUGUCAUUGAUUUUGUCAGUAAAUAAAUGACAUUAGCUCAAGUA